AUGGCACUCUCGCAAGAGGAAAUUACACUCCAAUCAACUUCAACUACACCAAUGGCUACCCCCCAGAGAUAUAAUGGCCCUGCAAAGGAUGGGGACUGGGCCAACUACCGGGACACUAUAACGUCUCUAUAUCGCGACCAGAAUAAGAGUCUAAAAGACGUAAUGCGUAUCAUGCGAGAAGAAUACUACUUUUUUGCAACAGAGAAGAUGUAUAAAAUCCGCUUCAAUAAAUGGGGCUUGCACAAAAAACUGCGAGCCCACCAAGUCGCCGAGCUUCUAGUCCAGCGGGGCAAGCGAGCCGCCGUGGGUAAGACGUCCGUUUCCUUCGUCCACGGCCGCAAGAUCGACACGGAGCGGCUCAACACUUAUCUACGACGUGUCUCGCCCGCCAGACGCAAAGAGCUGGAGGCGAUCCUAAAAGGGAAGGUAGAGCUAGCCACACCGCAGAAGCGCAGCAUAGCGGUCAUCAUAUGCCGAACCCCGUCCCCCGAACCCAAACCGGGAAUAGAGCCGACGCUAAGGCGCAUCGAAGCCCCCGAAAAUUUGCGGCUCCCCGAGGAAUGCCUGCAGAUUGUCCAGUGCUACGUCGGCGGCGCGUUCGAAUCGUCUCUGUUCCAGACGACGCCGGACAACGAACUGGUGUUUCCCCAGCGGGGCAAGACCUGGCUAGACCCCGUGUCGUCUGCGAGGCAACUAUUCAUCAACGGCUUCACGGAGCAGGGCUUCCGCCUGAUAAAAGUAACCUUCGAAGACUACCGGGCCGUCAUGCUGCGGCAAGACCCAUCGCUCCUCGUCGAAACCUGUCUCGCGCUAGGCGCACUCCUACACUGCGGGCCCGGCCUCGCAGAGUCCCUGAUCAACUACGCGUGCGGGAUGUCUCGCAUCCUCUUCGGCUCGCGGCAUCCCUUGCACCUCCUCUUCGUGCGACUCCAAGGCGCCAGCCCGUCUGACAUCACGCAGAUCAUGAGGCUCGUUAUCCAGUCGUACCUCAAAGCUGUGCAGCUCAGCAGCCGCCUCAAGCCAACGUACCUCGCGACGAUCUACCGGGCCAUGCUCAACAACAACUUUAUCUCGGGGCCGAGUGCAGCGGCGGACAUGCAGGCGCUUCUCACUGACCUGGAAACGGCAGCAGCAGCACCAGUAUCUUCAAUUUCGUCGUCGAGGUCUUCCUCCUUCUCCUCGCCAACAACAUCGCCAGCAGCAGCAGCAUCCUCUUCCUCUCCAGCCCCCCAGCAAAAAGCCUCCGACCUCGCCCUCCUCCGCUACCACCUCACCUGGCUCCAGACCCAGCACAACCAGCCCACCGAAGCCCAAGCCGCCGCGCAAGCCCUCCUCUCCCCCUCCGCCCCCCGCGACCCCCGCCUCGUCCGCUUCAGCUGCUACACCAUGCUGCGCACCCUCCCCGCCAGCCCCUUGCACACACGGCCGGCGGACGCCAUCGCGCUGCUGCGGCGGAGCCUCGCGGUCUGCGAGGAGAGGUUCGGGAGGAGCGACAACGCGACGGUGACGGUGCUGGCGGCGCUGCGGGGGUAUCUGCGGAGGGUGGGGAGAGAGGGGGAGGCGGAGGGGGUGGGGAGGGAGUUUGAGGGGCGGUGGGGGGAGGGGAUGGGGAUGGAUGGAUGACCGGCGGCCCUGAUGAAUACUUACUACAUGGUGCAAUGAGGGGGGAAUGCGUGUGGGCGGACGGAUCUAGUCCCUAGGUAACGGCUAGGUACCUACUUAAGCGAGUGGUAUACAGGCCUGUGUAGGUGUGUACUCGUUCGCCGACUACCGACAGCACGUAUCCUCCCUAUGUAGUAGGCUGCAGCCAGGGUAUUCAUCAGGGUGUAUUUAAUCCCCCCUAAAAGCCCUCCAACCUACCUACCCACAAAGCAGGUUGGUAAGGGGCUGAGAAUCUCGACUCCUAGACACUACUGUAUGUAGUGCCUGAGAGAUGAUAUUCCAAUGAUCACGAUCGGUGCCGUAACUGAAUAAUAAAUAGUUAGCUCUCAUCCGGAUGGGAGUGUAUAAUUAUAGCAAAUAUAAUUAGUGUACCACACAUAGUACCCAUUGU
Messenger RNA from Hypoxylon fragiforme, 2053 nucleotides. RefSeq lists its product as uncharacterized. The transcript has 2 exons. Lineage: Eukaryota; Fungi; Ascomycota; Sordariomycetes; Xylariales; Hypoxylaceae. The record is from RefSeq and is a predicted model, not a curated record. The coding region runs from base 1 to 1623 and encodes 540 amino acids.